UCCUUUCUGGCAGUCAAGUUCUGCCAGCUGGCAGAUGUCUUCAUCGGGCCGACCAUUGGCUUGUGCGGGAUGAUGUCACAUUGGUCAAUUGGUUCCAUCAAUAUUUACACCGACACGCGAAUCUGCCUCUGAUCAGCAGGAACAAACCUCGUCUUCCCGCGAUAUUUCCAGAGCCAACAUGCUUCCGCCUAUUGAAGAAGCUGUCCUGGAGAACAACCCCGAGUUCGCGGCCCUCUACCGGACCCUAACGACCGUCAUUCUCAACCCUGAUGGGUCCACCAAGAACGACCCCGCGAUGAAGGAGCGUGAGACGGUGCGGGAGGAGUUGAAGAAACACCGCCUGAAGGCAGCAAAGCGCCACCUCUUGAUCGAUGCUAUUUCCACCGCCUACCCGGGCGAAUCCCCCAAGCCAGCACGAAGACCAAGAGCGUUAUCACGGCCCGAUACCACCACAUCUGAACUCCCGCCAGAGCUACUCGACCUGCUUCUCCUCCUCCCACCACUCCUAACCACAUCGACACCCCUGCCCGCCGAGUCGACCGCCCUCCUCCUUACAAGCCCACCACUCUGCAACCUCCCGACCCUCCUCCCGCAGCUCACGGCCCUAGUCUCCACCGCCCUCCACACCUCAGCAGUGCACCUCGCCCGCCUCGCCAGCCCAAACACCAACCCAUCCUACAUCCACCGCGCAAUCCCCACCCUCCCCACCCACGCCGCAACCCAGCUCCGCCUCCUCGCCGACGCCAAAGCCGCCCUCACCGCCACCACCACCACCACCACCACCACCACCACCUCAUCCUCACCACUGCCCCCACCACCAUCCUCCUCCCGCCCCGCCGCAGCAGCAGCCCUAACCCGCCUCCUCCGCGCCCACGCCACCGCCUCGGCAGCAUGCGCGCGCGCCCUGGAGGCCAAGCACGGCGGCGCAUCGCGGGCGCUGGAGCUGCGGGCGGCGGCGGCGGCGGCGGGGUGUCGGCGUUCGGCGCUGGAGGCCGAGGCGGCGGCGUGGGUCGCGCGGCGGGACGCGUACCCGCCCGAGGCGAUGGCGGCGCUGGGGGCGUACGCGCGGCACCUGCGGGACGGGAGGGGGAGGUUGAGGGAGGGGGUUGCGGGGUUGAGGGGGCAGUUGGGGGGUUAUGGGGUGGGGGAGGGGGGGGACGGGGGGAAGGAGAGGACUAUGAGGGAGAUGGCGAGGGUGUAUAGGGAUAUGGAGAGGCAGGUUGAGGAGGUGAGGGCGGAUUUGGAGAGGUUGGGGAGGGCUUGAGGACGAUGCUUGGGCUGGACGUUAAACAUAGCAUAUGAUAAUAAGUAUAACAGGGGGGCUCAAUCAGUGUUCUAUGGCGCCGUCGAUGGCAUUGCUCUUUGACCAAUCUACCUGUGCCUGUAUUGUAUGUACAAAAUAGGAAA
Molecule: messenger RNA, 1407 nt
Organism: Phialemonium atrogriseum
Lineage: Eukaryota; Fungi; Ascomycota; Sordariomycetes; Cephalothecales; Cephalothecaceae
Exons: 2
Coding region: 179-1264 (361 amino acids)
Source: RefSeq, a predicted model, not a curated record